Polychytrium aggregatum is the source of this 2238-nucleotide messenger RNA. RefSeq lists its product as uncharacterized. NCBI's taxonomy places the organism in Eukaryota, Fungi, Chytridiomycota, Chytridiomycetes, Polychytriales. Gene Ontology annotation, biological process: cilium assembly. Bases 1 to 2238 code for a protein of 745 amino acids. The record is from RefSeq and is a predicted model, not a curated record. The transcript is spliced from 13 exons.
AUGAGCGCCAUCCACUGUUUCUUCUGCGGCGGCAAGGAAUGCAAAUACGAGAACUGGAGACAGUGGACAUCGGAUCCACGGCAUCCGAAUGCCAUCGACGGCCUGUUCUCCAACUGGAUAUCGCCAAACAUCUUGGCGAUGCAGCGACCAAGCACAAGACUGAUGAAGGAAUACAACCUCAUCGAAACCUUCAAGUCCCUUGGCAUCAUGAGCAUCUUCAAUCUGCAGGAGAAUGGAGAGCAUGCCUCGUGCGGUGAUGGCAACGAACAAGCGAGCGGCUUUAGCUACCUCCCCGAAGCCUGGAUGAACGCCGGUGUCUCGUACUACAACUUUGGAUGGAAGGACAUGGACACUCCGGACUUUGAAUCAAUGUUGAGCAUCGUCCAGGUCAUGUCGCAUGCCCUCGAAGACGACAAAAAGGCCCCUCGCUCAAUUCCCAGAUAUCGGUUCAUUGCCACGCAGGAUUGGGCCAUUGUUCUCGUGAGAUCCAACCGGCCACUUUCCAUCCAGACCAAGAAGCAGCAGAGCUUUGUACAUCAGUUCAGCGACUUUCUGAACCCGCUGCGGAUGGUGUUCCCAGGCAUCUGCCAGAAGAUCGGCCCUCACAGCCAUGAAGUCCUGAGAGCAGCUUCCAGGCCAGUAUCCGUGUCGGCGUCAUCAUCAUCGUCAUCGGCGGCCAUUCCAAGUCCUGGUCCGGGACAGAGCCCCAAUUUCAGCACGGACCGGAGUUCCACAACAAUCAAGAGUCCGGAGAGUGCUGCUCCAAGUCGGAUCAUCAAGACGCUGUCCCUGAAAGAUAUUCUGGCCAACCAACAGCGCGUGCUGCGGGGCAAUGAGCAGAGGAAUCUCAAACACAUACCCAAGAUUGCCUACAAGAUCAUCAACCGCAUACGCACCUUGCGCUGCAUCUACUGCCAAACCGCCGAUGCACCAUCGAGUGUGGGUGAGGACAACCGUGCCUCGGUCGAGUGGUUCUCGUCCCUCGUGUUCAACUCGUUUGUGCAGUUUGGAGGCAUGUCCGAGCUCUCUGAAAAGAUGGCGUUUGUUCAGGCCAGAAUCAAUACCGACGACUGGGAAGUCAUUGACAAUGAGGACAAUCCCGGUUUCCUUGUCGAGCUGCUCUUGUAUUGGCUUACGUCACUCAAGGAGCCUGUGAUAUCCAACAAGCAGGUCAAGCUCUUGGACACGCCUCGACUGGAUCCAAAGAGCUUCACCAAGAAUCUCUCCAGGUCCAAGCUCUCGUCGAUCAAUUAUCUGCUGGAGCUCGUGCGCCUGCUCCCAGAACUCUCCUCGGAGCAGGUGCACAGGAUGCUUGAUCAGUACUCGGUGCUGCUGACCUCGGCUCGGAGCAGUAUUUGUUUUCCGUUUGCGCCAAAGCUCGUUUGCCUCGAGAGCUUCAAUCCCCCGCCGCCGUCCCUGCCCGCAGCGCAAGGUCUCGCCGAGAGUGCCGGAUCCCAGACACCGCCGCUCAAGACGCCGGCGCUGGUCAAGAUCGGAGUCAUGGGGUUGAACCUGAUUCAGGCGCAGCUGUUUACGACCAAGACCACGGCCGAGGAAAAGUCGCAUCUGUGGACAACGUCGUCCAGUCUGGAACGAAACUCGAGCGUUAUUCUCAGUUGCUCGACAAUCAAUCUGUCUCAGUUCCUGAGCUACUGCGCAACAGCAUUCGCCUUUGUCGAGGAGACCAAGCUCGCCAUUUCGGACUCGUUCAAAAGCGCGGCACAGCCCAAAGCAGUUGAGGAACUAGCAGCGAUCCUCGACCAGAUCAAGGACCACGAGUGUGCAGAUGGUCCAGCGGAGCAAGCGUCGCUGGACCCAAGUCGCUUCAAAGCCGAUCUGGUCCUUCCUCCGACGGCACACAUUGAACGAGAGCUCACCAAGGAGCUGCCAAGAUCUCCGGUCUCGCCAAUGUCACCCAUAUCACCGACGUCGCCCAAGAACGGAUAUUCAAACGCGGGCUUGGCGGGGAUCGAUUCGCUUCCCUCUCCAACCGAGAGCCCGAUGCUCUCGCCCACCUAUCGAAGCACCGAGGUCAUGCAGUACAUCUUGGCGCUGGCAAAGGCGGGCCAUCUCGAGCCGGACAUGUGCCUCAAGGCUCAGAUCCUAUGCGAGGACGCAGACGCAGAGUUCCUCGGGGUCUAUCAGAAGAUGAGGAUAUCCGAUUCGGAGCAGCGCGGCCGCGAUCAGUUUGUGCGGGAUCUCAAAGACAUGCUGCUCAAGGUCAAGACGCUGGCGUGA